GUGUGUCCUGGUUCGUUUCCACACUGCUGUGGCUGCCGAGCAGUGUGGACUUUGUUUAGGGGGUACACGGUAACUUUUUUCUUCGAAUAUUUAAAGAGACUGUUAAACAUCGAUUGGAUUGAUCUGAUUUCGACCGUCGGAGAUAGCCUCUUCUCUUCACUCGUUCUCAAGAACGUUUAGCUGCGUUUUAGGCAUUACUCAGCAUCCGCACAGGACAUUCACCUACCGGCGUGUUCUUCACGUGGGUCCCCUGCCUACAGCUAAUCUUUCAGAGCUGGUUCAUUGAAAGAGGAAGUAACUCGGUGGCUGGCAUUAGAAAGGCUUUCGUGAUUUACAGAUUCUUCUGAGUGGUUACAUAACGUUACAGUAUAAAAGCAUUCAGCUAUGUCGGAGAAAAUGGCAUCCUUGAUUUUAGAGGACGGGACCACGUUCCAAGGCCGCCUUUUUGGGGCUGUUGCAUCCGUGUCUGGUGAAGUUGUUUUUCAGACCGGCAUGGUGGGUUAUCCAGAGGCACUCACAGACCCCUCCUACAAGUCUCAGAUCCUGACCCUUACCUACCCCCUCAUUGGGAAUUAUGGGAUCCCCAAAGAUGAGGAGGGAGAGUUUGGACUCAGCAAGUGGUUCGAGUCUUCCAGAAUCCAUGCUGCUGCGCUCAUUGUUGGUGAGCUGUCCCAGAACCCGAGCCACUGGAGCUCUGCCAUGUCUCUGGACCAGUGGCUACAGGAGCAGGGCAUUCCUGGGCUACAGGGAGUGGACACUCGCCGCCUGACCAAGAAGAUCCGUGAGAAGGGCACCAUGCUGGGGAAACUGGUGGUGGAUGGCACCCAGGCCAAGAGUAUUCCCUUUGACAACCCUGACACCAGAAACCUGGUUAAAGAGGUCUCCAUGAAGGAGCCGAAGGUGUUCAACCCUGAGGGCAGUGUCAGCAUUGUGGCACUGGACUGCGGUAUCAAGUACAACCAGAUCCGCUGCCUGUGCCAGAGAGGUGCCCGGGUCACUGUAGUCCCCUGGGACCAUCCACUGGUCGGCAAAGAUUUUGACGGCCUGUUUAUCAGCAACGGCCCAGGAAACCCAGAGUUCUGCAAGGAGACCGUCGAGAACCUGAGAAAGGUGGUGUGCGUGGAGAACCCAAAGCCCCUUUUUGGCAUCUGCCUCGGCCACCAGCUCCUCUCUCUGGUCAUUGGAGCCAAGACCUACAAAAUGAAGUAUGGAAACCGUGGCCACAACCAGCCCUGCAUCCACAAAGGCACCGGACGUUGCUACAUCACCUCUCAGAAUCACGGCUUCGCUGUGGACCCCGAGACCCUGCCCGCAGGCUGGGACGUACUCUUUACCAAUGCCAACGACCAGAGCAGCGAGGGCAUCGUCCACAACAGCAAACCAAUCUUCAGUGUACAGUUCCACCCUGAACAUAUGGCUGGCCCCACUGACCUGGUCAGUCUCUUUGACGUGUUUCUGGACACUGUCAAGGAUCUGAAGGAGGGCAAGAGCGGUAAACCAGUGAAGGAGAGAUUGACGGAGCACCUGGCCUUCCCAGGCUCUCCUGACCCUGACGCGUUUGUCCAUCCCCACAAGGUGCUCAUCCUGGGGUCUGGAGGGCUGUCCAUUGGCCAAGCUGGCGAGUUUGACUACUCCGGGUCUCAGGCCAUCAAAGCUCUGAAGGAGGAGAAUGUGCAGACGGUGCUCAUCAACCCCAACAUCGCCACCGUGCAGACCUCCAAGGGGCUGGCAGACAAGGUCUACUUCCUGCCCAUCACCCUAGAGUAUGUUACACAGGUGAUUAAAAACGAGCGACCCGACGGUGUUCUGCUCACCUUCGGUGGCCAGACGGCGCUGAACUGCGGCGUGGAGUUGACCAAACGCGGGGUGCUGGAGAAGUACCAGGUGCGCGUGCUGGGGACCCCCGUCUCCUCCAUCGAGAUGACGGAGGACCGCAAGAUCUUUGUGGAGAAGAUGGAGGAGAUCAACGAGCACGUGGCUCCCAGCGAGGCGGCGCUCUCCGUGGAACAGGCGGUAGCGGCAGCGGAGAGGCUCGGCUAUCCUGUGCUGGUGCGCUCUGCCUUUGCCCUGGGAGGCCUGGGCUCAGGCUUCGCCAACAACCGCGAUCAGCUCAUCACGCUGGUCACCCAGGCCUUUGCCCACACCUCCCAGGUCCUGGUGGACAAGUCCCUCAAGGGCUGGAAGGAGAUUGAGUACGAGGUGGUCAGGGACGCCUACGACAACUGUAUUACGGUGUGUAAUAUGGAAAACAUUGACCCACUGGGCAUUCACACGGGAGAGUCCAUCGUAGUGGCUCCCAGCCAGACGCUAAACGACUACGAGUACAACAUGCUGCGGAACACUGCCAUCAAGGUCAUCCGCCACCUGGGCAUCGUGGGAGAGUGUAACAUCCAGUACGCUCUCAACCCAGAGUCCGAGCAGUAUUACAUCAUUGAGGUGAAUGCCCGUCUGUCCCGGAGUUCAGCGCUGGCCAGUAAGGCCACAGGUUAUCCUCUGGCCUACGUCGCGGCCAAACUAGGCCUGGGGAUCCCCCUUUCAGCCCUCAAGAACUCAGUGACUAACUCCACCACGGCCAACUUUGAGCCCAGUCUGGACUACUGUGUGGUCAAGGUCCCACGGUGGGAUCUGAGCAAGUUCCUGCGCGUCAGCACCACAAUCGGCAGCUCCAUGAAGAGUGUGGGUGAGGUGAUGGCUAUUGGUCGAAGCUUUGAGGAGGCCUUCCAGAAAGCAUUGAGAAUGGUGGAUGAGAACUGUGUGGGAUUUGACCACACCAUCAAACCAGUUUCUGAGCAGGAGCUCCAGACGCCCACAGACAAGCGCAUCUUCGUCCUGGCGUCAGCACUUCGGGCCGGCUACACGGUGGACCGCCUGUAUGAGCUGACCAAGAUCGACCGUUGGUUCCUGCACAAGAUGAAGAACAUAACCGACCACGAGCACCUGCUGGAGUCCUACAACCAGGACGAGAGCACCAUGCCUCCCGAGGUGAUGAGGAAGGCCAAGCAGCUGGGCUUCUCCGACAAGCAGAUCGCCAUGGCUGUGCAGAGCACCGAGCUGGCAGUGCGUAAGCUGCGGCGCGACUGGGCCAUCCUGCCCGUGGUCAAGCAGAUCGACACUGUGGCGGCAGAGUGGCCGGCCCACACCAACUACCUCUACCUGACCUACCACGGCACGGAGAGUGACCUGGCCUUCGAGCAGCCGCACGUCAUGGUGCUGGGCUCCGGCGUCUACCGCAUCGGCAGCAGCGUGGAGUUCGACUGGUGCGCCGUGGGCUGCAUCAUGGAGCUGCGGAAGAUGGGCUACAAAACCAUUAUGGUGAACUACAACCCCGAGACUGUCAGCACGGACUACGACAUGUGCGACCGACUCUACUUCGAUGAGAUCUCCUUUGAGGUGGUGAUGGACAUCUACGAGAUGGAGAACCCGGAGGGCAUCAUCCUGUGUAUGGGGGGCCAGCUGCCCAACAACAUCGCCAUGCCACUACACCGGCAGCAGUGCCGCAUCCUUGGUACCUCGCCCGAGUUCAUCGACUCGGCCGAGAACCGCUUCAAGUUCUCCCGCAUGCUGGACACCAUCGGCAUCAGCCAGCCCCGUUGGAAAGAGCUGUCCGACAACGAGUCUGCCAUGCACUUCUGUGAGACGGUGGGCUACCCAUGUCUGGUGAGGCCUUCCGUUGACCUGGAGAAGUACCUGAGCAGCGCUGUGGCCGUGUCCAAGGAGCACCCUGUGGUCAUCUCCAAAUUCAUCCAGGAGGCUAAGGAGAUCGACGUGGACGCAGUGGCAUGUGACGGACUGGUCAUCGCCAUCGCCGUGUCAGAGCAUGUGGAGAACGCCGGUGUACAUUCGGGGGACGCCACACUGGUGACUCCGGCGCAGGACAUCAACCAGAAGACCAUGGAGCGCAUCAAGAUGAUCGUCCACGCCAUCGGUCAGGAGCUGCAGGUCACCGGCCCCUUCAACCUGCAGCUCAUCGCUAAGGAUGACCAGCUGAAAGUGAUCGAGUGCAACGUGCGAGUCUCUCGCUCCUUCCCCUUCGUCUCCAAGACGCUGGGUGUUGACAUGGUUGCCUUGGCAACGCAGCUGAUCAUGGGAGAGGAGGUGGAGACUGUGGGAUUGAUGAGGGGAACCGGCAUUGUGGGCGUCAAGGUGCCCCAGUUCUCCUUCUCCCGGCUGGCCGGGGCAGACGUCGUGCUUGGGGUGGAGAUGACCAGCACUGGGGAGGUGGCCUGCUUCGGGGAGAACCGCUACGAGGCCUACAUCAAGGCCAUGCUCAGUACCGGCUUCAAAAUCCCCAAGAAGAACAUCCUCCUCUCCAUCGGCAGCUACAAGAAUAAGAGUGAGCUGCUACCUACGGUACAGACACUGGAGAGUCUGGGCUAUAACCUCUACGCCAGCCUGGGCACAGCCGACUUCUACACAGAGCACGGAGUCAAGGUGAUGGCGGUGGACUGGCCAUUCGAGGAGGAGGAGUCGGACUGCCCCAACAAGGACAAGCAGAGGAACAUCAUGGACUAUCUGGAGGAGAACCACUUCGACCUGGUGAUCAACCUGUCCAUGAGGAACUCCGGCGGCCGACGCCUGUCCUCCUUCGUCACCAAGGGUUACCGCACGCGCCGUAUGGCGGUGGACUACUCCGUGCCCCUCAUCAUUGACAUCAAGUGCACCAAGAUGUUCGUACAGGCACUUCGUCAGAUUGGUCAAGCCCCAGCUGUUAAGACCCACGUGGACUGCAUGACGUCACAGAGGCUCGUACGUCUUCCAGGUCUCAUCGAUGUCCAUGUCCACCUGCGUGAGCCUGGAGCCACUCACAAAGAGGACUUCUCCUCGGGCACAGCCGCUGCCCUGGCUGGCGGCGUCACCAUGGUGUGUGCCAUGCCCAACACCAAUCCCGCCAUCAUCGACCAGAACUCGCUCGCCAUGGCACAGAAGCUUGCAAAGGCUGGGUGUCGCUGUGACUAUGCCCUUUACCUGGGAGCAGCCUUCGACAAUGCUGCCAUCCUGCCCUCCAUUGCAAGUUCAGCAGCGGGCCUGAAGAUGUACCUGAACGACACCUACUCCACGCUGAAGAUGGACAACGUCUCCCUGUGGAUGGAGCACUUUGAGAAGUGGCCGAAGCACUUGCCCAUUGUAGCGCAUGCUGAAAAACAGACGGUGGCGGCCAUUCUGAUGGUGGCCCAGCUGUACCAGAGAGCUGUGCACAUCUGCCACGUAGCUAAGAGAGAGGAGAUCCUAAUCAUCCGUGCAGCCAAGCAGAAGGGCAUCCAGGUGACGUGCGAGGUGGCGCCACACCACCUUUUCCUGUGCGAAGACAACGUGCCGGUGAUCGGGCUGGGCAGGGCGCAGGUGCGGCCCAUGCUGGGCUGCAGGGAGGACAUGGAGACCCUCUGGGAGAACUUGGACAUCAUCGACUGCUUCGCCACCGACCAUGCCCCUCACUCAGUGGAUGAGAAGAACCUGGAGAAGGCCCCUCCGGGCUACCCAGGGCUGGAGACCAUGCUGCCCCUGCUGCUCACCGCCGUCAGCGAGGGACGCCUCACGCUGGACGACAUCAUCCUGAGGCUAUACGAGAACCCCCGACGCAUCUUUAACCUGCCCACACAGGAGAACACCUACGUUGAGGUGGAUCUGGAGCAGGAGUGGGUCAUCCCUAAGCACAUGCAGUUCACCAAGUCCAAGUGGACGCCCUUUGAGGGCAUGAAGGUCAAAGGUCGAGUGAGGAGAGUGGUGCUGAGAGGAGAGGUGGCCUACAUUGAUGGACAGGUCCUAGUGCCCCCAGGCUAUGGAGAGGAUGUGAGGACCUGGUCACCUGCCUUACCAACCCCUGUCCUGAAAGAAACCGCGAAGGAACCUCCAAAGACCCCAGAGUGUGCCCGCCUGUCCACCCCCAGCGAGGCCCUCCGUGGGAGACCCCCUAGCCCACGCCGCGGUGUCACAGGGGACGGCCGGUUCAUCCAGCCCCCCCGCAUCCACCGCGCCUCUGACCCCGGCCUCCUCCCAGACCUUAGUCACCCAUCCUCCUCUUGCCUGAACUUAAGUGUUUUUUGUUCUGCCAUUCUCCGUCCACAGACGUGGCAGCCUCCGCAGACCCAUACCCCCCACCCUCCCCCUCUGUCCAGGAUCCUCUCCCCCCUGGCAGGUCAGACCCCAGCCGUGGCCCACCUGCAGACUUCCCCCCUGCUGCACCCGCUGGUGGGACAGCACGUCCUGGCUGUGCGCCAGUUCAGCAAGGAGCAGAUGUCUCACUUGUUUAAUGUGGCUCACACACUUCGCCUGCUGGUGCAGAAGGAGAGGAGUCUGGAUAUUCUGAAGGGUAAAGUGAUGGCCUCCAUGUUCUACGAAGUGAGCACACGCACCAGCAGCUCGUUCGCGGCGGCCAUGCAGCGGCUGGGCGGCUCGGUGGUCCACUUCAGCGAGGCUACCUCCUCCACGCAGAAGGGCGAGUCGCUGGCCGACUCCGUCCAGACCAUGAGCUGCUACGCUGACGUCAUCGUGCUGCGCCACCCCACUCCUGGAGCCGUGGAGACUGCAGCGAAGUUCUGCCGAAAGCCGGUGAUCAACGCUGGCGAUGGCGUCGGGGAGCACCCCCAGGCCCUGCUGGACGUCUUCACCAUCCGAGAGGAGCUGGGCACCGUCAACGGCAUGACCAUCACCAUGGUGGGUGACCUGAAGCACGGGCGGACGGUGCACUCUCUGGCCCGACUGCUGACCCAGUACAGAAUCACGCUUCGCUACGUGGCGCCCAAGAACCUCCACAUGCCAGAGGAGAUUGUGAGCUUUGUGGCCUCCAAAGGCAUUAAGCAGGAGUACUUUGACAGCAUUGAAGAGGCUCUGCCUGAAACUGACGUCCUGUACAUGACCAGAAUCCAGAAGGAGCGCUUUGCCACGGAGGAGGAGUACAAGGCUUGCUUUGGCCAGUUCAUCCUGACACCCCAUAUCAUGACUGGAGCCAAGAGGAAGAUGGUGGUCAUGCACCCAUUGCCCAGAGUCAAUGAGAUCAGCCCUGAGGUGGACUCGGACCCCAGAGCUGCCUACUUCCGCCAGGCUGAAAACGGCAUGUACAUCCGCAUGGCUCUGCUGUCAACUGUAGUGGGAAGAUGAACUCACACACACAGCAACAUGAAUGCAUUCAUGCAUUCGAUUAUAUGUACAACACACCCUCUCCUGUAUGAAUAUUCAACUGCCCCUCUUAAGGCACCAAAUCUUUUCUACAGUAGUAUGUAAACUGUCACAAGGGAACACUCAUGAGGGAAGUUGUAGUAAAGGAAAUGGUAUUCUGCUCCAUCAGCACUGACUAGGGUUUUUAACUUUUGAGGUCUGUAGAUAGGUCAUUCCUGCUGUUGAUCCUUUUAUAAUGGCUGUGAUGGACUGUUUUGUUCAAAUGAACUGCUUAUUGUAUUUGUUGAAUCCAACAAACCUCUUGAGGCAUUUUCUCUCAACACUGCAUGUCUGUUAGGGAAGGAGAUCUUAGAAUCUUGUCUACAAAAUUACCCAUGUUUUUUCCUGUAAUGGUCUUUUUUGUGGUUAAAAGGGACCUUGCAUAUUUUAUUUGUGCAGUAUUAAACUGAAAACUUUGCAAGACUUUUUGGUACUGUCCUGGGAAGAAUUAUGUAUUUUUAGGUAAAUAAAAAAACACUUCACUGGG
This is a messenger RNA of Alosa alosa (allis shad), 7639 nucleotides long. It is a transcript of the gene cad, whose product is annotated as carbamoyl-phosphate synthetase 2, aspartate transcarbamylase, and dihydroorotase. The record is from RefSeq and is a predicted model, not a curated record. Gene Ontology annotation, molecular function: amino acid binding; dihydroorotase activity; ATP binding. NCBI's taxonomy places the organism in Eukaryota, Metazoa, Chordata, Actinopteri, Clupeiformes, Clupeidae. Gene Ontology annotation, cellular component: cytosol; cytoplasm. Gene Ontology annotation, biological process: UTP biosynthetic process; L-glutamine metabolic process; L-citrulline biosynthetic process.